CGAUCUUUCGCAAACCGGGUGUCACUUUUGGGCGUUCCGACUACUCGACAGAACCCGUCUUCUCCGCGCAGGGCCUCUCCGGGCUGAUGUCCGGCCUGAUCACGUCGCUGCCGUCGAUGCUGACCAACGCGGUGCCCAUGCUGCUGAUGCUCGGGCUGGGCGGCCUCCUGCUUCCACUUCUGGGCGUGAGCCUGUUCUUCCGCGAGGGCCAGAAGAGGACCUUCAGCCUGCCGUCCAUCAACCCGGCCAUCCUGGACGGGCUCGCCGACGUGCUCGACCGCGUCACCAAGGCCAUCGAGCAGGGCGAGAAGAAGUACGCCACCAAGAACAACUGAGGGGGAAGAGGGGCGCCACCCUCCCGCUCCUCCUGGACGUCACGCAACCACCGCCACCUCUGUAAAUAGGACGCUGCCAAACUCUCCCUCAUGUACAGUUCCUGUCCGAAAAAACGACCGUGCCUCCCGACAGACUAACUCCGUGUCCGCGUCUUCAUCUGGCUUCAAGAGUGACGGGUGACGUCGCCUUCCAGCCGCCGCCCCGUUCCUGCCUCAUCUCUCGUUUGUGCCUGAAGCCUGUCGCUCGCCACCCGCGCUCGCGCUGUGCGCGUCCGGUGCUUUGCGUAUUUUUUUUUCCAGAUUGCUCAUUCCACCUCGUCACGUGUUCCGUGUGCCGCCCUCGAACUCGUUUGCCCGUGUUUUGCCGGCGUCUAGCGGCCUGCAGUCGUGUGCUCUAUCGAUAAUCGCGCUGUUUGUUUGUCUAUUGUUAAGAGCUCCUUCGUGUGAUUCAACGCGCGUAGGUAAUUUAUUAGUCGUAGACCUCGGUGCGCUGGCGACGUGCUGCGGCUCUCGCUAAGCACGCUUUUCCGAAACAACGGGAAACAGCAUCAAUAUCGAAGCAACGACACCUUCAGGGGCAACUUCCAGUUCAUACUCACUUUGUGUCGUCGCAGGCGAUAUUUUUUUAAAUUCUUUUUUUGUCUUCGUUUGUCGUGCUCUUCAUUGAUAUGCCGCUUGUGUGUUUAAUGACUAGCAUAUAGCUGUAGUUUGUGUUUUGCAAAAAAGUGAUCGAGAAAAAAAAACUUGAGUGCGCAUUAUUUAUUGGUGCUUUUGUCUUUUAUGUGUGCAUAUUCUGUACGUGUGCAAAUGCUCGAACUGUGUGUUGUCUGUUGUUGUUUCGAUUUGUUUGUAGCAAUUAAAGAGAAAUCUGCAGUGAG
This is a messenger RNA of Dermacentor albipictus, 1213 nucleotides long. RefSeq lists its product as uncharacterized. Lineage: Eukaryota; Metazoa; Arthropoda; Arachnida; Ixodida; Ixodidae. The record is from RefSeq and is a predicted model, not a curated record.